Messenger RNA from Haemonchus placei, 1770 nucleotides. NCBI's taxonomy places the organism in Eukaryota, Metazoa, Nematoda, Chromadorea, Rhabditida, Trichostrongylidae. The record is from the annotation of a GenBank genome assembly.
AUGGCUAGUUUGUCAUUUCAGCAAGCUGCUGCUUAUCUCCUGAACGGCCUCGAUCAAAGUAUUGACCCAUGUGAAGACUUUUACGCUUUCACAUGCAACAAGUUCAUCGCCCAAGUGAAUCUGACAGCUCUGGGAAAGGGCCGACUUGGAACGUACGAUCAGGCACAGGUAGACGUGAAUUCACAAAUUGCUGCUACCCUCAAGAAUGUUGACGUGAACGAUGACAAGAAGUUUGGAGGUGUGCCCUUCCUCAAUCAAGCACUCAAAGAUAAUGUGGAUAUCUUCGCUGCAGUAGGUACCAUAGAACAAACCCAUGCUGUAGGAACAUUGAUGGGAUCCUGGGUGUCCGUCGAUUACAAAAAUGUUGCUCAAAACGCUCUCUAUGUUUCUCAGGUGGUCAUAUCACAGCCUUCGUAUUUUGCUUGGUUAAACGCGAUCUUCAAUGGUAACACAGUGGACCAGAACGUCAUCGUUAACUACAUUAUUACUCAACUUUUAUUUGACGACUUCACGUUCCUCGGAGGGGCCUACCGUAAUGCCGUACAAGAAUCCGGUUAUGUACCGUACGCACAACGAAGGGGACGAGGAGUAACUAGAGUUGGCCGUCGCUUUGCAAGAAAGUUCGACGAUGAAGAUCCUGCUGUCGGCUGUAUGGAUAUGAUUAUGACAUAUAUGCCUUACGGACCCGGGUAUGUGUAUGUCAAGUCAAUGGAAGCUGUCCGUGAUCAGGUUAUCAAGGAUAUUACCCAUCAAACUGAUCUAGUUAUCUCUAACUUCCAGGCGAUGAUCACCACCCUGGAUUGGAUGACUCCGGAAUCGAAAGCCGCGGCAAAGUAUAAAUCUGACCACAUCCUGAAAAACUACGGUUGGCCUACUGCACUAUUCGGUGACUUCAAGGACUCGACCACAGUCGACGCCUACCACAAUGCUGACUACUUCCCGAUCAUUGCGGCAUUUAACUUAAACAAAACAGACUUCUAUACUAUAAUGAAUAUACUUAAAGCAGGCUUAGAGAAUCGUGAAGCGUUCCGACUCCUCGUGGCACCUGAUAACAAAGGGGAUAGGUCAAACUUCCUUCAAUCACCAGCCAUGGUAAAUGCCUGGUACCAACCGGAACGAAAUUCUAUCACAUUCCCUUACGCUAUAUGGAAUCCACCUUAUUACAAUCUACAAUAUCCACAGGCUUACAAUUACGCUGGACAAGGUGGUACAGGUGGCCACGAGCUGACCCACGGUUUCGAUGAUGAAGGAGUUCAAUUUGGGUGGGAUGGAACACUCACGAAUUGUACAUGGAAUCAAUGUGGUUGGAUGGACACUACUUCCAAGAGCGGUUUCACCGACAUGGCACAGUGUGUUGUCAGCCAGUACAGCACUCAGUGUUGCCCAGAGAAAACUGGCAAUGUACACUGCGCCAAUGGAGCUACCACUCAAGGAGAAAAUAUAGCUGAUUUAGGAGGUCAGCAGGCUGCUUAUAAUGCUUAUCAACAGUACAUUAAAGAACUUGGUCAUGAGGAACUCAGAUUGCCCGGACUGGAACAAUAUUCCCCGAAUCAGAUCUUUUGGAUAACUUACGGUUAUUCGUGGUGUAUGAAACAAAGUGAUGCUAACCUAGUCAACCAGCUGUUGACGAAUCCCCAUGCGCCUGGAUCAUGCCGAACAAACCAGGUUAUGCAGGAUAUUCCGUCCUUUGGAAAGGAUUUCGGCUGCCGGCAAGGUUCUCCAAUGUAUCCCAAGCCGGAUCAACGAUGUAAGGUUUGGGUAGGGUACUAG